Messenger RNA from Entrophospora candida, 476 nucleotides. Lineage: Eukaryota; Fungi; Glomeromycota; Glomeromycetes; Entrophosporales; Entrophosporaceae. The record is from the annotation of a GenBank genome assembly.
AUUUUUCAGUAAUUGUUGGAAUAAAAGGUAAUACUCUAGAGAUUGGAUAUCUUGAAACGGGACGACCGGAUUCCACCAUUGAAAAACAGUGGAGGGAUCACAAAAAAUUAAAUCGACUUUCUAAGGAUUCUAUUGAUUAUACCAUAAGUGCUAAACAGCAAAAGAAAAUCAAAGGGAUAAUGAUAAAAAAUAUAUUAACAAUCUUCACAAUUAAUGUCACCGGUACUGUGCUAGAAUUUCGAUGUAUGAGUAAGGAGUCUGGUAUAUACAAAUCCUGCCUUCUCAAACGUGCACCUAUUCCAUUAAGUUUAUCAAAUGCAGAUCCUGAAAAUGUAUACCAUUUAAUUCAUGCAUUAUUAUCAUUUAGAACUAGGAUUAUAUGUGUCAUGCGUAAAAUGUUAUUGGAUAAAGGUAAUGUUAAUACAGAUGAGUACAAUUCUGAUGAAACGAGAACAACUGUAUCAACACCAUCAUAA